AUGCCCAGCCCCUUGGCCACAACACCGGAGAUCCUCACUCUCCUCCAAAGCCUCCAUGCCAAAUCCCUGAAUCAGGAAAAAGCCGUGGACUGGAACACCCUACCGGCACAAUGUACCGACGAAUUCGACUCCAUCAUGCUAGACAAGUUCAUUGCCCUCGACCAGGACAAAUGCGAGCUCGUCUACCAUAUUCUCCGUAGCACGAAUGCUACCACGGUCGUCGAGGCCGGUACCAGUUUCGGCGUUAGCACAAUCUACCUUGCGCUCGCUGUCGCGGCGAACGCGAAGCGUGCUGGUUCCGGAGCCCCCAGGGUGAUCGCUACCGAGAAGGAGGCGUCCAAAGCGAAGCUUGCGAGAGAGCAUUGGGCCAGUGCUGGCAAGGAAGUCGAAGAUGUUAUUGAUCUCCGUGUUGGAGACUUGCGUGAGACUCUUACUGCAGACUUGGGGGUUGUGGACUUCCUGUUGCUGGAUACUCUCCCUGCGUUGAAACUCGUCCAGCCGAACCUAAGACCGGGAGCUGUGAUCAUCGCCGAUAACACGGUUAUGGCCGGGGACAAAUACCAAGAGCUCUUUGCAUAUGUGGACGCAGAAGGAAGUGGGUUCCGACGAGUCACGAUGCCAUACACGGGUGGAAUGGACAUGAUUGUGUAUGGAUAG
Molecule: messenger RNA, 657 nt
Organism: Penicillium olsonii
Lineage: Eukaryota; Fungi; Ascomycota; Eurotiomycetes; Eurotiales; Aspergillaceae
Source: the annotation of a GenBank genome assembly